AUGCGUCUCCUUCAGACUUUGGCAGCCUCGUUCCUGCUUGGUAGCUCCCUAUGCGGAGCUACCGGCACUGCCCACAAGGCCUCUCGGGAGCCCAUUGCGCCCAAGGUGUUCAUCGUCUCCAUGUUUGAACCGGAAGCUGAAGCCUGGUGGAACAUCCCUGAAUUCGACUUGUUGGCCCACAACAUCACUCUCCCUGGUCUGUCGCCUCUGUACCCGGACGUCCACUGCACCGAAGACUACGAGAUCUGCCAACUGAUCACCGGUGAGUCCGAAAUCAAUGCCGCGACCACGGUCACCUCCGUUGCCUUCUCCCCUCUCUUCGACCUCACUCGGACAUACUUCUUCAUUGCGGGUAUUGCCGGUGUCAGCCCCAAGAAGGCCACCACUGGAUCAGUGACCUUUGCGCGGUACGCUGUUCAGGUUGCGCUGCAGUACGAGAUUGAUAUUCGGGAGCUCGACAGCAACUACUCGACUGGAUAUAUCCCUCAAGGCGCGGACUACCCCGACCAGUACCCCACCAGCAUCUACGGAACUGAAGUGUUCGAGGUCAACGCGGAGCUGCGCACCAUCGCUGCCGACUUUGCGCGCAAGGCCAACCUUUCUGAUUCGGCCACCGCUCAGGCUUACCGCAAGCACUAUGCGACUCCCAGUGGAAAGUUCAAGGCCGCUACCUUGGGCCCGAGUGUUCUCGAAUGCGAUGUUGCAACGUCGGAUGUGUACUAUAGCGGAAAUAUUCUUGGCUCGGCAUUUGAAAACACCACCAAGAUCUUGACAAACGGCACUGGUGACUAUUGUUCCACCGCCCAGGAGGACAACGCAACCCUUGAAGUCCUUCUCCGCUCGUCGGCCCGCAAGCUGACUGACUUCUCCCGCAUCAUCGUGAUGCGCACUGCAUCGGACUUUGACCGCCCCUAUCCCGGUUCGUCGGCCGUCUACAACCUCCUCUACGCCGACCAGGGUGGCUUUUCACCUGCUCUUGAGAACAUAUAUGUCGCUGGAAUCAAGGUCAUUGAGGGUAUUCUCGACGGAUGGCACACUACGUUCUCCGCCGGAGUGGAGCCUACCAACUACAUUGGCGAUAUCUUCGGUACUCUGGGUGGUACCCCGGACUUUGGACCAGGACGGAAGCAGGCUCUUGUGGACAGCGGCGCAUUCAAGAAGCGCAGUGUCUCGCGGCGCCUCAGUCGCCGCGGUUAA
Messenger RNA from Penicillium arizonense, 1197 nucleotides. RefSeq names its product purine-nucleoside phosphorylase. Bases 1 to 1197 code for a protein of 398 amino acids. Gene Ontology annotation, molecular function: catalytic activity. Gene Ontology annotation, biological process: transmembrane transport; nucleoside metabolic process. NCBI's taxonomy places the organism in Eukaryota, Fungi, Ascomycota, Eurotiomycetes, Eurotiales, Aspergillaceae. The transcript has 2 exons. Gene Ontology annotation, cellular component: endoplasmic reticulum. The record is from RefSeq and is a predicted model, not a curated record.